Messenger RNA from Pomacea canaliculata, 8613 nucleotides. RefSeq names its product poly [ADP-ribose] polymerase 14-like. Gene Ontology annotation, cellular component: cytoplasm; nucleus. The record is from RefSeq and is a predicted model, not a curated record. NCBI's taxonomy places the organism in Eukaryota, Metazoa, Mollusca, Gastropoda, Architaenioglossa, Ampullariidae. The transcript has 28 exons. The coding region runs from base 571 to 7812 and encodes 2413 amino acids. Gene Ontology annotation, biological process: negative regulation of gene expression. Gene Ontology annotation, molecular function: transcription corepressor activity; RNA binding; NAD+ poly-ADP-ribosyltransferase activity.
AAGUAUGCAAACUCUCAGAGCAAAACGGUUCUCGCCUUUUAAACAAAGCACAUUUAAUUACACAAAAGUGUAUUUUAAUGUAGCAUUAAUUUUACAAUUAUAUAUAUUUAAAUUAUAUAUGUAACCAAUAAUGUUUUGCUAUUGGUGAGUGCAUGCUAUAAAUAGAACACGAUAAGGUUCGUGGAAAGCAUGAUGUGGUGCUAUUUGGUAACUGCGUAGGUUCACAGAUUCUAAACAGAAAGCUGAGUACUUUAUGGCGAAACAGAUAACGACAUCACGUGACCGUAAAUCCGGUAGAGGAGUGUACGGACGAAGGUAGCGAGGACUAAUGUAACCAUUCUGUGUAAAGUGUUGUGAAAUGUUUGCUUUUCCUCCAAUCUAACGAAGCAACUCACCGUCUAUUUGAAAGCUGUCAGGUGUGACGGUUGUCAGGUAGGGUACUACUGGCUGACACUGGAGCUUGCUGAAUUACGGAUGUCAUUGUUAUCAUCAUCGUCAAGAGUUUUAUUUUUAAUUUCUGGAGCUGAAACAAGAAAGAGCCUGGACCCCAAAACUUAACGACUUUCUACGAUGGAUCGUAGCGCAAGUUUUCCAUCUCUUCCUGAAGAGUGUGAAAAAGAUAUCGACAAGGAUAUCUUGACGACUAACCGCCUGGAUUCUAGUAUAUCGGGAUUGGGCCCCUUCCCUAACAUCAGGGAUAACAAUAUGGAAAACGUGCCUUUCACGCCGCAAAGAAGUCACGUGAUUGGAAACGGCCAGUCUGCAUCCAGCAUACUUUCUUCUGAGCCAUCACUGCCUCCCAUGUUUCCAAAAGGGCCUCAGAAUGUUUAUAUGAACCAGAUGCCUUUGACAUCUUCAGUUGUUUCAGGAGUAAGCGGCCUUAAUGAGCAAUAUAGCAGCUAUCCUCCCUUCCACGUUAACGCUGCUGGAAACUUGUUCCUCCCCCUACAAAGUAAUCAAAUGACUGGAAGCGGCUACCACAUGUCAAGUCGACCCUUUCCGGUGCCAGAAGUGCCCCCACCUGGCAUAACAGCUUCGUAUUUUCCUAAUCCUCCCUACACAUCUUUACCAGAAAUAACCAGUUUCGGGGAAUUUAACCCUGGGCAGUCACUGCAUCCAGCAUCUGAGUGUCGAACAAGUGCGAGAGACGAACACUUUCCUGCACGCUCUGGAAGAGACCAAAUUCUUCCGGCAUGCGAACAGCAGAAUCAGCAGUCUCAAUACCAUCAAACCACAUCGCUUGCAGGUGUAGAGCCUCCAAAUGCCGGUGAGACUCAGCCACCCAGCUUGAUAGGAGAGCGACAGGAAGCCAGGAUACAGGUCCCACAGCCUACGUUGACAAACCUGAAUCCAACAGUUCAAAGCAAAAUCCAAGGAAUCCGUAAUAUACCCCAAGGGUUCCUUAUACCUCCAGAAAUAGGCCAACGACCUCGCCAUCCACCAACAGAAGACUGUUUCAGGAUUGCUGGACAGCAACUUACACCCACCAUCCCAACGGGAGCUUAUUACGAUCCAGCGAUUCUACAAAGUAUACCCUCUAAUGCUUACCAAAGGUCACAGUUGCCCCCACCUCCACCACCUCAUUGGUACACAAGGCCACCAGUGCCACCGCCUUACACUUUGUAUGGACAGCAGCAGAAUAGUCUCCAUUACUUUCAAGGCCUUCCUGUCAUGUACCCCAACAUUGGAGCUCAGCCAGUGAUACACCCCACACCGUAUUCAUCGAUGUAUAUAGCUCCAGUCAAUACUGCAGUUCAACAUCAGGCAAAAGGCCUAGAACUGACCGAUGCCAGUACAGAGACCCUUCGCAAACGCAGAAACGUGGCCAAACAGCGGACUACUUACCAAGACAAAGAAAAAUAUUCUAGAUGGUUUCGAAGGUCUCCAGAAAAGGAAAAUGUGGAUGAUACAGAAGAUACCUCAGACAGUUCAACCGGAAGCGAUGAGAAGGUAGCCCCACAACCACAAACAAUAAAGAUACGAGGGGUCAUUGACUGGAAGAUGGCAGCCAUAUGUAAACAUUACUUUGAAAACCCAGAUAAGGGCGGUGGGAAAAUAGAGGAAUUUAAGUGGGACAACAUUGAGCACAUUUUCUACAUCAAAUUUGCAGAUGCGAAAGUGGCGAAGCAAGUUUCUUCAUCUGUUCACAAGAUCGGUGAUCGACAGCUCGAGAUCAGCCUUGCUCCCGGAGGUAUCCCUGAAUGUGUGGGUCUACGCACGGUUGAGAUCAGCGGAGGGGAUGUUGACUUUAUAGAGGUUUACAGACAGUACUUUGAAAACCCCGUCAAUGGUGGUGGAGCCAUCAGUAAAAUCUGGGCAGAAGAACAACAACUUUUUAUAACCUUCAAAGAUGCUGCAGUGGCAGAAACAGUGUGCUGCAAGUCUCACACAGUUGAAGAACACACUCUGGUGGCAAAGCUCGCAAACAUGACACAAGGGACUGACCCCAAACGUGACCUCGAGCACCUCAACGAAGAGUGGACAACAGUGGAAUGUAGUGUGGGACCGCACCUAAGAGAAGAAGAAAUUUAUCGACAAUACUUUGAGACUGUGGAAAGUGGUGGGCUGGUGGAAGACAUUAUUAUAAACACAGAAGACAGGAAAGUACUGGUGACAUUCCACAGUGGCAAAGUGGCUCGGCAGGUAGCCAGUGGUAGACACAGAAUCGAUGGCAAGGACGUUAAUGUCCAACUCAUGAAGACCUCACCCUUUUAUCAAAACAAAUUGCUCUUCAUGAAUGUGGCUCGAAAUGUUCAUAAAGAGCUGCUAAUGAAUUACAUGGAAAGUAUCAGUGGUCAAGAGGACAUUCAGCUUAUCUACAGUGAUGUGCCUGGGGAUGUAUUGGUCACCUUUCAAAACAAGAUAGAUUUUUCAAAGAUAAGAGAAAAAUGCCAAACUAAGCUUCUGAGUGGAGUCAAGCUGGAGGUACACAGAGUUCCUGUCUCUAAAUGUGUCAUUGUGAGUAACCUCAACCCAAAUACAUCUGAUGAUGAGGUUGCUCAUUACUUUGAAACCUUGGGAGGAGGUGGUGUGGGAGCAGUGUUAAAAGUGCUCCCUGGUAAAGAUAACACCAAAUACAUCUUCCUUAAGGAUCCUGAAGUUGCUCAAGGUGUUGCGACAAAAAGUCACCGGCUUGGGGGAAGAGAACUCGUGGUGCAGCUUUAUCUGACGUGCCUUGGACCUUCCGGAGGCAAAGAAGACCUUUAUGUCUUUAUCCUUCCCGAACCUCUAGAACUAUAUGAAAACACCGACAUUAAGGUCUGUUACCUCCGACACAACAGUAGGAUCUUGCAGACCUUCAAUGAAAGUCUGUCCACCAUGCAUGCACGUGCCAAAAUAGUAGAAAAUGUACUCAAAGUGGAGUGCACCCUGAACGAGUCUGAACCCAAUGUUCAUCUCUUAGUUGACAGUUGGAAAGAUGAAGUGCAAAAGGAGUUAGGUACAUGUUUGGAUUUCGUGAGGCUUGACCGGCAAGACGUAUUACCAGAAAUUUGGCCUGAAGUAAUGAAAGCUAUAGAAAAGUGUGAAGUCUGCGGUGAUGAUUUGCUCUUACCGAUCCCACAGGAGCAUGCCUUUCUGAUUUUGAGCAUAAGAAGCAAAGAGGGGGGCACGUUUGAGAAAAUCCAGAGCAUUGUUGAGGACGCAGAGAAGGAGCUUACCUUCAAAAAGCAGGAAGUGAGUGAGACUAAACAAUUGAAGAAACAUGAACGCGAUAUCUUGAUGCUGUCUUCAUUUCUUUCCGACGUACAAAAUCAGUAUACGAGACUAAAAGUAAACAUCCACCAACAAGAAGCGGCGAUUACUUUUUGUGGUCAGCUAGUGGACAUCAGAGAUGCGCAGAGGGUGAUGUUAGAGACAAUUCGUUCUGCUUCAUCUACAAUUAUGAAAGACAUGCCCAAAGGUAAAAUGAGUCUUCUGGCCAAUGGAAACUCUCAUGACCUCAUACAGAAAAGGAUGAUAUCAUCUGAACUCGCUGCCACUUGGGAUUGUCACAAUGAAGGCGUUGUUACAGUCUUCUGCCUGAAAGAAUCUGAUCUGCAUCGAGCUGUUGAGGUCAUUCAGACUUCAUUCGGAGAAGAAACCAUACUUUUGGACAAAAUAUCUUCCGAGGUAACGGAGUUGGCACGUUGGGGUAGGCUAAAGGAUGAUCUCAUGCAGUACCACAGGGGGAUUCUCACAAUUAGUGCAAACCCCAACACCAUAACAAUAACAGCUUUCAGUGAUAUUAUGCCUGCUGUUAAAGAAGCUGUUGAGAAUUUCAUAGCACAAAACUCUAUCUACUCCGCAGUUUUCAGUUUUUCUCCCAGUCGCCAGAAGUAUUUAUCUACUUUCUGGGAAGAGAGACUGACAGAUAUUACUGAAAAGCGGUCAGUUUACAAAGUGCAAAUCACACUGGAUGACCAGAAAAGGAACAUCAUCGUUAAAGGAACAAAGGAAGGAAUACAACUUGCUAAGAAACACUUGGAGAAACUAGAGAAAAGAAUUGUGUGCACUGAAGAGAAAAUCACAAGAAAAGAAAUUAUAGAAUGCCUAGUAGGUCUGAAGAAUAUGAAUGAACUAGAGGUCAUUGCAAAAGCACAUCAGUGUGUUCUGUCACUAAACCCAGAGGAAACUGGUAUACAGUUAGUGUCUACAAAUCAGCCUGUUAAGAUGGAAAAGCAGACAGUGGAUCGUCAUUUGGUUUCUGCAAUGGUAGCAGACAUCACUGCGUUGACAGUGGACGCCAUUGUGAAUGCUGCCAAUGACAGAAUGGCACAUGGUGGAGGAAUAGCUGGAGCUAUUGUCUUAAAAGGAGGUAAAGAGAUACAGGACGAAUGCUACCGCCUUCUGAAAACCAGAGGCAAGCUGUCAGAAGGCGAUGUGCUGGUCUCAGGACCAGGGAAACUUCCCUGCAAGCGCAUCAUCCACGCCAUUGGACCUGUGUAUAAGGGGGGCAAAUGUGGAGAAAAAGAACGGCUUCAAACGGCAGUCCAGAAUUGCCUGAAGACUGCCUCUGACUAUGGCUACACCUCCAUAGCACUUCCAGCGAUCAGCUCUGGGAUUUUUGGCUACCCUGUUGAUAAGGCCACGCGUGACAUUGUGGAGGCAAUCAGGUUUUUCUUUCUUACCAAUCCCGACAGCAGCCUUAUAGAUGUUAAUCUGUGUGAUGUUCUACAAGACACAGUCAAUCUUUUUCAAGAAGCCUUGGGGCAGAACUCUUUACAGGGAAAGUCAGCAGUCAUUGUCCAUGAUUCUCAGUUUCCUCUGCAUCUUGAGACUACAGCUUCUACAGCUGCUUUUAGAAAGCUACCAACAGUCUCCCAAGAAAUAAAAAUUUCUGUGGUCGAAGGAGAAAUUGCUAAACAAAAUGUGGAUGUAAUAGUCAACUCUACAUCACAGGAUCUUAACUUGAGUGCAGGCGCCAUAUCCUCUUCCAUUCUAAGCGCCGCAGGACCCAAUUUACAAAAAGAGUGCAGCUUGAUGUAUCCCCAGGGGAUUCCCAGUGGAGAAAUAGCAUGUACCCCGAGUUUUAACCUGGCGUGUAAAGCAGUAUUCCACAUCGCUUUGUGCAAAUGGGGAGACAAGGCCUCUGCCAAACUAGAAUCAGUUGUUGACAAAUGCUUACAAGAAGCCAGCAGGCGGCAAUUCUCGUCCAUGGCCAUCCCCGCUCUGGGAACAGGCGUCCUGGGUUUUCCCCGGGAUGUGGCAGCCAACACCAUCAUUUCCACAGUUAACCGGUUCCAGCAGACGUCACCGAAGACAUCCUUGAAGGAGGUCAAAGUUGUGGUGUUCAACGACCCUGCAACUAUUUUGGCUUUUCGGUUGGUGGAUUCUUCUGCAAUGAAGCGGCUCGAAGCAGUAAAACUAAGCGAAGCCUGUGCAGCAAACAGUGUCCAAGAUGCCACGAGUUUCAAGGCUGAAGAGGAAAUGGUAGAACUCUUAAAUUUACGCCUGGAACCAAGUAUAUCUUCACUGGUCUAUCCCGAGAGAACGAUUUCUGUUUCUGAGGCAAAGUCCAGUGAUUCAGAUGUGAGUGUCAGUCUUGGUGGGCUUCAUGUGACCAUCAAACAAGGAGACAUCACAGAGGAACACGUGGAUGCUAUUGUUAAUAGCUCCAACACAAAGCUAGACUUGACUCGAGGAGCUGUUUCUACCAUUCUGAAGGCCAAGUGUGGAGAGGCUCUUGAACUUGAAUGCAGCAGUAAACUUGCAGAUAUGGUUCAGCAUAAAACAGUUGUAACUGCAGCACACAAUCUCAAGUGCAAGCACAUUGUGCACCUGGACGCUCUGUUCUACCGUCAGCUGAGCGAUUGGGAGAAGGCGUACACAGCGGUGCUGCAAGAAGCAGACAAAAUAGGUCUGAGUUCCCUAGCAGUGCCAGCACUUGGAACAGGAACCUUAGGUCUGUCGGCAUCUGACUCAGCGCAAGCUCUGGCCAAGGCGAUAGUCACUCGUAAACAAACAUGGAUGACACUGCAGAGAGUGGCAGUCGUUCUGUAUGACAGUCCCACAGUGAGAACCUUUACUGAGGUGCUGAGACGAGAAGAAAAUCAAGAUACAGUUCAAACACUAAGCAGCAAAGACAAAGAUGUGCGCAAGAAAUCUAUAUUUCAACGGGCAAAAGAGAAGCUUGGGUGUAUUUUCAAACCCAAAAGAGACCCAGUCCCAGAUGUGCUUAAACUCUACAUUUUCGCUGCAAGUCACACAAAAACAGAGGAAUUCCGGAAGUAUCUCUACGAAUUUGUAGACGCCAAGUACGAAAACAAGGAGAUCAACGACCUUGAAAGGUUGUCCCCCGAAGAGUUUGAAGAAAUAGAGGAAAUGUGCAAGUCUUUUAAAGUGGAACUACAGAAGAAUGCAAAGGGAGCUGUUGUGCUCAAAGGCAUGAGCGAGGACGUUGAGAGGACUAGAGAGAUGAUAAGAGUUUUAGUCAAAGAACAAGAACGACAACACCAGGAAGAUGUGAUGGCAAACGUGGUUCAGUGGUGCUUCUUUCAGGAAAAAGCCACUGGAACUGAGCGUAAAGCUUUUGGAAAAAGAGAGAACCUUCUGAUAGAGGAAGCCUACCAGACGUUCCAGAAAGAUCAGAAGAAGGACUCCGUAGAAAUUUCUCUAGAAGAAGACGAUGCCUUUGUCGUCCAUUUCACAGAGAACAAGAUAUACUCUAAACUAAACCCUUCUGAUGGUCUCAAAAUAAUGAGAAGAGAAAUAAUAAAAGAUGGGGUGAGCAGCGUGAGUCUGCUACCUGAAGAAUGGGAGUUUCAUGAGGAGGAGGAGGACGCUGUUAAGCUCGUGAAUCUUGUGAAUGGAUGUGACGAGUACAAGACUGUACACGAAAAUUUCUCAAGAACGGCAGAAGGAACGUUUUCUAUUUUAUCGAUCCAACGCAUACAAAAUUCUGUGCUGUACAAGCAGUACAUGGCCAAGAAGGACCAAAUGGACAAGCAGAACAAAGGAAUGGAGUCAGAGAAGAUAUUAUGGCAUGGCACCUCGUUAAAUGCCAUUCAAUAUAUUAAUCGGUAUGGCUUCGACCGAAGCUUUUGUGGAAAAAAUGCUACUUGGUACGGCCAAGGAGUAUAUUUCGCCGUCAACUCCAGUUAUUCUAUGGACCCCACCUACUCCACCGCAGAUUCUCUCGGUCAGAAAUACAUCUACCAAUGCAAAGUCUUGGUGGGACACUCUACAAAAGGCAGCAAAGAAACGAAAACCCUGCCGAUACGACAGGGAGAGAUAAAAUACGACUCAGCCACUAAUGACGAAAAGAACCCACAAAUGUAUGUGAUCUUCCACGAUUCACAGGCGUACCCGGAGUACCUUAUUACCCUUAGGUAACGUCCUGUACCUCGGCACUGACGACGCUGUAUAGGAAAUCCACUGUUGUAGCCACCGGACCUGUUUCAUCUACAACUGGAUGAGAACAGAAACAUAAGUAACAUUUAAAUUGCUUCUUGAUUUUUGCUUGUUCUAUAGGUACUUGAAGAAUUUAUAAAAUUUACUAAAAUGGAACUAUAAACCCUUAAAAAAAUAACAAUACAUGUAGUUGUUAAACGUUUUCGCUCAAAAGCCAGUUUUGCUUAUAUUCUGUUUUCACUAUUUUUAAGGCAUACGUUUCAUAUUUGAGUUGCGAGACAUAUGUGUUUUAUUUAAACUAAAGUAUCUUUGACUUACCGUAGGUACGGUAUGUUUUCUCAAGCCUUUAUUUUUUAUACAUCAUAAUAUGAAUUUUGCUUUAUCUGUAAAAGAUCACGGUUAAAAGUAUAUGUGUACGUUAUAUGUGAAUGUAAAUAUUUUUCUAUAUUUGUGUAAUACCUACAAUAUAUUAUUCUCUCUAUCAACUGCUCUAAUGAAACAGUUUGAGGACCAUGUAAUUAAAGUAUUAUAUGUUGACACCUGGUGAUGUGAGCAUCGACUUAUUAUAUUUAACAGUGUAUUAAAACGGAAAAGCGCCGACUUCGCAUAUUUUAUGUAAACCUCCUUGAAGUAUCUGAAUGAAAAGCUAAAAUCACUCAUUAUCUUUGGAAAUUUGUUAGUAACUAUAUUUUUGAAAAUAUUUUCAAAUAAUUUGAAAAACUUAAUUUUGUGCUGUGUGCUUAAUCAUGAAUAAAUCCCACUAGUACUUCCGUCUAUUGAUUC